UCUUUCUGUCUUUUUUUUCUGUUCCCCUUCAAUGUUGGAGACCUCUUCCUCCUCCUUUAAUAAAUUCUCUGCCUUGCUUUUCCUGGGCUACUGCUUUGUGGAUGUUGGCAGCUUCUUGUUGUGACAGGAGAAUGUGUGUGUGUCCUGGGCCCAGGCGGAUUGCGAUUCCAGUCAGAAGUCCCCAGUUGCCUUUGUUCUCUGAUGCCAUGCCAGCACCAACUCAGCUAUUGCUCCCAUUAAUUCGCAACUGUGAGAUUGGCAGGAUAUACAAUACUGCAUGUUACUGUCACCACAAACAUCUGUGUUGCUUGUCACCUCAUUUAACGCACAAUCACUUAAGAUAUGCCCCACAGAAGAAGCUUGCAACGCUCUGUAGGCCGAAGGAGAACUUCACUCAGUUUAUUCAUGCCAGAAACUAUGUCUCCACACCACAGAGAUUUUACCUCACCCCUCCACAAGUCAACAGCAUACUGAAGGCAAAUGAAUACAGCUUUAAAGUUCCAGAAUUUGAUGGCAAAAACUUAAGUUCUAUCCUUGGCUUUGAUAGCAACCAGCUUCCAGCUAAUGCUCCAAUAGAAGACCGAAGAAGUGCUGCCACUUGCUUACAAACAAGAGGGAUGCUUCUUGGUGUCUUUGAUGGUCAUGCAGGAUGUGCUUGUGCACAGGCUGUCAGCGAAAGACUUUUUUAUUAUAUAGCUGUUUCUCUAUUGCCCCAUGAGACGUUACUUGAAAUAGAAAAUGCCGUAGAGAGUGGCAGGGCCUUGUUACCCAUUUUACAGUGGCACAAGCAUCCCAAUGAUUAUUUCAGUAAGGAAGCCUCCAAACUGUAUUUUAACAGUCUACGAACUUAUUGGCAGGAACUCAUCGACCUCAACACUGGGGAAACAACUGAUGUAAAAGAGGCUUUAAUUAAUGCCUUUAAGAGACUUGACAAUGAUAUUUCUUUGGAAGCUCAAGUAGGAGACCCAAAUUCUUUUCUCAAUUAUCUGGUUCUACGAGUAGCCUUUUCUGGGGCAACUGCCUGUGUGGCUCAUGUAGAUGGGGUUGAUUUGCACGUUGCUAACACCGGUGACAGCAGAGCCAUGCUUGGUGUCCAAGAAGAAGAUGGAUCGUGGUCUGCUGUGGCAUUGUCCUAUGAUCAUAAUGCGCAGAAUGAAGGAGAGGUGGAGCGUGUCAAAAUGGAGCAUCCAAAGUCUGAAGAAAAGACUGCUGUGAAACAAGAUCGGUUACUAGGCUUGCUGAUGCCUUUCAGAGCUUUUGGAGAUGUCAAAUUUAAAUGGAGCAUUGACCUUCAGAAGAGAGUGAUAGAGUCAGGCCCAGAUCAACUCAAUGACAAUGAGUAUACAAAGUUCAUACCACCAAAUUACCAUAGUCCUCCUUACCUCACAGCUGAGCCAGAGGUUAUACAUCACAAAUUAAGGCCUCAGGAUAAAUUCUUGAUACUGGCGACCGACGGCUUAUGGGAAACCAUGCACAGGCAAGAUGUGGUUAGAAUUGUAGGUGAAUACCUAACAGGUGUUCAUCAUCAACAGCCAAUAGCUGUCGGAGGUUACAAGGUAACUUUGGGACAGAUGCAUGGUCUCUUAACAGAAAGGAGAGCCCGUGUUUCUUCAGCCUUUGAAGAUCAGAAUGCAGCAACUCAUUUGAUACGCCAUGCUGUUGGGAAUAAUGAGUUCGGCACUGUUGAUCAUGAACGGCUGUCCAAAAUGCUCAGUCUUCCAGAAGAGUUGGCACGGAUGUACAGGGAUGAUAUCACAAUUAUAGUUGUGCAGUUCAAUUCCCAUGUUAUAGGUGCAUGUCAGAACGAGGAGUUCUGAAUUCUAAACUGAGGUGUUGAACCAAAGUUUUUAAAGAACAACUUGGCCAGUACUGCAUGUACAGCAUAGUAAAACUUAUUCAGUUAUUGUCUGGUCAUUGGCAUUGUAGAGGGAGAAAAUAUGCUAAUAACUGUUUGUAAUAGGGGACAUUGGUCAAAAGCUUAUAAAUUAUCAGGAGAACAGAACAACUUGGGACAUUGUUGCACUAAUCUUGCUUGAGCAGUGGCUUGUAAUGGGUUACUGUAUUGGGUGGCACUAAAGGUUUCAUAUGCAUCUGUGCAAUAUUCUGUAGAGCAAAAAUCCUUAUGUUUUUCACAUGUUAAUAUAUGUAUAGGUAGCAAUUUCAAUAGCUAUAUGGAACAUUGGAUGACUACUUUGUUGUAAAACAAUUCAAGUAGGGCUGAUGAUUUUUAUAUUUACAGAAUAACUGGUGUCUUCUCUUCAGGAAAGGAAGGAAACUUUUUAGCAGGCUGACAAAUACCUUUA
This is a messenger RNA of Euleptes europaea (tarantolino), 2303 nucleotides long. RefSeq names its product pyruvate dehydrogenase phosphatase catalytic subunit 1 (gene PDP1). Gene Ontology annotation, molecular function: protein serine/threonine phosphatase activity; cation binding. NCBI's taxonomy places the organism in Eukaryota, Metazoa, Chordata, Lepidosauria, Squamata, Sphaerodactylidae. The record is from RefSeq and is a predicted model, not a curated record. The coding region runs from base 102 to 1817 and encodes 571 amino acids. Gene Ontology annotation, biological process: protein dephosphorylation. The transcript has 2 exons.